UUACCUGUUUUGUGUGGGUUUGUUGUGUUAUUGAUUGAUUGGUAUGUGAAUUUGAGAUUUAUUUGAAGUGACCCCCUAAAUUAGUAGUAAUUCUUUCUGUGCAACUAUCCCUUAAUUAACGGGUUCGAAUCGUUUUUACGGAGCUAUUCCCAGCUCUCAUCAUUAUGUCGAAGAAAAAUAUAGCAGACCAGGAAAUAAAGAUCAAGGAUUCCCUAUUCGAAUUUGUUAAAUCGCACAUUCCCGAUGCGGAUUUGAGCUUAAUUGAUGAAAUCGUUUUAUCUUAUGUUAUUUCCGUACUGGAAGAUGUGGGAUCUGAUCCUGUUUUUGAUGUAGAAGGUUUCUGUGAGAUGAUGGCCGCCUAUUUUCCUGAGUUCGAAACUAUCAAUCACGCCUUUGUUUGCCAAUGGAUGUUCACUUUGGAAUCCAAAUUACAAGAGAAUGACGAACCCGAAGGAAAGAAAGAAAUGGAAAUAGAUCUGUCACUUCCAGAAAUUGUUCCAAAGACGAAACCCAGAACUGUUAGUGUCAAUUCUGAAACUGAUGUGCCGAAACGAAUGCACAAACUAUCCGAAACGAGUGAUGGUGGAUCCACUAGUGAUAGUUCUACUUCUUCCGGUAACGAUGAACUGGAUAUAUUACAAGAAAUGUUCCCUGGAACGUGCCAUAUUGAGAUGAAACAUUGUCUUACCAUAGCAGCUGGUGACGUGGACCGAGCCACCCAAAUCAUCAUCGAUCGCCAAGAAUGCGGCCAAAGCUUGAAUCAAAACACUCCGCUAACAAUCCAAGUCGCCCGAAGAACCAUCGACGACGACGAGCUGAAAAAUCGUAUCAUUGAGCGUUAUUCCUACAUCGACAAGGACGCGUUCACCAAAGAGCAUCGACCCGUCGCUCCCAAAGUCGAGCCUAAGAAGAUGGUGCGCUAUCGCGACAAUAAGAUAGUCAGCUUGAAAGGAGAACGCUUCACCGAAGUCAAAAAAGGGGAGGACGUCGAUGACAUUUCUACAAAGAAAAACAAGAAAGGCCACACUCCGUAACCCAAAUGUGGCGACUCACCCGCAACGGGCCUGACCAUUUUAACAAGCGACUUAAGUUCGGUUUGUAGUUUAGUUCCUCUUAAAUAUCCCACCUCGAAGGUUUUACGAUCUGAUUAUCACUUAUUCGAAGAAUACUCUGUACUGUUGUGUAAUGUCUAUUAUGUUGAAUCCUUACGGAAGGUUUUAGGUAGGUUUACAAGUCCUUAUAAAAGGAUGCUUUUAGGUAGAGUUUCAAUGUUCGGUAGGAAACGUACGUUAAGUAUAUAUCUACAUGUAACCACUUUUAACUAGCUAUAGGGAGCAAGUGUUAGGUAAGAGUGCUGGAUUUGAAACAUAAAAAUAAUCCUUUGACUGUGUUAUAGAUGUAAAGGACAAACAGCUCUUGAAUAACUUACGUGAGGUUUAAUGAAACAAAAUACAAAUAAGUCAUGUUCGACAAAGAGUUGGGGGUUAAAGUAACAAUAAAACUCCAACUAACUAUCAUCAUCAUCAUUUGGCUCUACAACUCUAUGUGAGUCUUGGCCGCGUUUACUAUUUCCCGCCAUUGUUGUCGGUCCUGAGCAGCUAUUUCCCAUUGUUGUACUCCCAUUUUGCGUAGUUCACUGGCUACUGCGUCCUUCCAUCUCUUUCUUGAGCGACCAACUGACCUUUUGCCAUCGGGCCUUUCCCAGAAUGUGGCGUUCAGAAGUCUUUCGUCACUCGAUCUUAGCACGUGACCCGCCCAUCGUAUUCGGUUUGCUUUAAUGUAGCGUACUAUGUUUUCAUCUCCAUAUAUACUUUCUGGAGUUCAUCAUUGUGUCUUCUUCUCCAUUCUCCUGUUGUCUCUUCUCUGCAAGGCCCAUAGAUAGUCCGCAGUAUCUUUCUUUCAAGUACCAGUAAUUUUGUCGUUUCCCGCUGGUUCAGGGUCCAUGUCUCGCUUCCAUACGUUAUUGUGGGACGAAUUAUUGUCUAUCCCAACUAACUAUGGGAUCCGAUUAUUAAGGCUUCGUCUAGCUCAGUCAUUCAGGUGUCAGUUCGUCUUAUCUUAGUUCAAAAAGUGAACAAUGAGUCUUGGAAGGGACAAAUAAAAUAUAAAAUGAACUAAUCAUAUUUAUUUAACAUUAAACAAUAAAAUUAAACGAGAUUUUAACAUAACAAUCAAAUCCUGCCAAUAGCUUUACAAAAAAAUAUUAUACUGAUGGCAUUAUUGGAUUGCUUGUUGGACGUGGAGGAUGAUGAUGGACGCAGUUGUCUCCAGAUGAUGUAGGUAGAUCUAAGUGUUUGCCAUGUGAGAGUUUCAAGUAGCUGUUGUGCUCAUAAAAUCAGCUGCAGUUUUUAGUUUGUGAUUUUAUUCCACUUGGUUACAUCGUCGACGAUUUGUUGUAUGCUUCAGAAAGUCCCGCCUGAAAAGGGGGACAAAAAUUAAUAAUAGGCCAAAAAACAAGAAUAAGAAAUCUUGUAUUAGGGAGAUCAAACAUUUUAAAAGAUUCCUUGCCUUAUCUUCCAAAAUUACAAUUUUAAGAAAAAUAUUAAGUAAAAAUAUCGAAUUGGCAAGGAUCAAAUGAAUAUAAUUAAUAUUAAAUGAAUUAAAAAACGAAUAAAAUCCUUUAUAAAAGGUAUAUAUUUAAAAAUCCAUAAAAAAG
Diabrotica virgifera virgifera (western corn rootworm) is the source of this 2656-nucleotide messenger RNA. Its product is annotated as CUE domain-containing protein 2. The record is from RefSeq and is a predicted model, not a curated record. The coding region runs from base 165 to 1034 and encodes 289 amino acids. The transcript has 5 exons. Lineage: Eukaryota; Metazoa; Arthropoda; Insecta; Coleoptera; Chrysomelidae.